This is a messenger RNA of Diospyros lotus (date-plum), 4543 nucleotides long. Its product is annotated as DNA polymerase I A, chloroplastic/mitochondrial-like. Bases 222 to 3974 code for a protein of 1250 amino acids. The record is from RefSeq and is a predicted model, not a curated record. NCBI's taxonomy places the organism in Eukaryota, Viridiplantae, Streptophyta, Magnoliopsida, Ericales, Ebenaceae. The transcript has 12 exons. Gene Ontology annotation, molecular function: DNA-directed DNA polymerase activity; DNA binding; 3'-5' exonuclease activity. Gene Ontology annotation, biological process: double-strand break repair; DNA-templated DNA replication.
GCAAGGUUUAAGUCCCCCCCACCCCUCUCUCUCUCUAUGGGCUGUCUCUCUCUCUGCUCUUUCUGCUUCGCGCUCAGAGCCACCAGUUCCAGUUUCAGUUUCACACAAAGCACAGUAAAACCCUAGUAAAACCCUCUCACACAUAACCAUUACUAUUUACUGUGUCCUCCGAAAGGCUUAUCAGGACGGCUCUUCUCGGCGCCAAGCUCGGAAGAGUUGCAAUGGCGGUUUCCUCUCAACCCGCCCGCUUUAAGCCCUCUUCUUGCCCGCCGGCUCCCUGGUUUUCCCCUUCUUAUCGUCGCUCUUCUUCCGUCGCUUCUCCCCUCUCCUUCUGGCGUUCCUCCAGGAAAGCGCUCCACAGGAAGGGAGAUUGUGCAGUCCGCCAUGUUUCUGGUCCAUUAUCAAAUAUGGUUGCGUUUAGUAGUUCUUUGCAGUUUAAACGAGGUUCAGGUUAUAAUGCCAUGCCACUUUGUGAAAAAUAUACACAGAAUGACAUGAAAUUUUGUCGCCAACAAAUUGAAUGGAAGCUUGUGGUUCCUACCCAGUCAAAAAAUUCUUCUUCUUCAAUUGCUCGGAUGCUUCCUGAUCUUCCAGAUCAUACUAGUUCUAAAGGAAACUCCUUCUCUGGGGGUUUUGGUAGCCUGCAAGGGCUGGAGGAAGAAGAGACACAAGGAUGUCAGAGAGGAAGUGCUUCAGGUGCUGCUGGAACACCUUGGCUUGAGGAGAGGAAAAAGUUAAGGGAUACGAGGAUGUCGAGUUGUCGAAAUAGAGACGGUAGUUAUAGAGAUACGGGAAUUCCGUCCGAAGGGCAUACUGGAACAAUUAUGCAAUUUGGAUUGGAGGGUCUGCAAUAUGAUAGCACUUAUGAAAGUCUAAAAUGUUAUUCAAAUGCCAAUGGAGAAAGACCUUUGCAAAGCUCCUUUAGACAGGAAAAUGUGGGAAUUGAACAAAUUAACCUGCAAGUUCAUAGAACAACACAUAAAUCCAGCAGUGAAUGUAGUGAAGGAAGCAGACGCUUGGUGUCUGGCUUGACUAAUGAUGGUAUUGCUACGUGCACUACAACUUAUGGUGCAGUGAGUCUUAUUGGCAAUGACAAUGAAUUAACCAAAUUGUCCUCAUGGCAAUAUUCAAGUGACAAUCCACAGUCUAAUGCUAGGAAUGGAGCUUUGAGAAACACAGUGGGACAGGGGCUCUUGGCUGAUCCUUCAGUAAUUUAUGUGCCUUCAGACGAAUCCAUUAGUCUUCAGCCAAAAUAUUUCAGAAAGGAUAAAAGGCAAUCUGGUACAACUGAGGGUCAUGUUCAACAUAUGCCAGCUUCCUCUCAACACAAAUACAGAAAGAGCAAAAAUACAUCUGAUCAUAAUAUUGGUGGUCCAACUCAUUAUCUGAGGGAACAAGAUUCAUCUUCUGCACAAACAUUCCUAAAAGGUCUGCAGCCUAAUGGGUUAUCAUCGAGGCAGCUCUUAGAGGAAUGGGAGGAAAGAAAUUUGGAAAAGCUUCAUGGUGGCACCAUUGACGAACUUCAAAAAGAUGCAAUAGAUAGCAAUACUGUAAAUGGAGGCAACAUUAGACCAAAGACUGUUCAUGAUCCUAAUCCUCGUAAGAGGCUUCUUGAUAUUUAUGAUAAGGUUAUUGUAGUUGACAAUAUAACCAACGCAGAGGAAAUUGUUAGGAAGCUUACAAAUCAAUACAGGCACUGUGUCCAUGCAUGUGAUACAGAGGUGGCAAAUAUUGACGUCAAACUGGAGACACCUGUGGACCAUGGAGAAAUAAUAUGCUUUAGUAUUUAUUCUGGACCAGAAGCAAAUUUUGGUAAUGGAAAAUCAUGCAUCUGGGUAGAUAUUCUUGAUGGUGGUGGCAAGGAUCUGUUGGCUGUAUUUGCUCCAUUUUUUGAAGAUAAAUCCAUCAAAAAGGUUUGGCACAAUUAUAGCUUCGAUAAACAUGUCAUAGAGAACUAUGGUCUUGAAGUGCGUGGUUUUCAUGCUGAUACAAUGCAUAUGGCUCGACUCUGGGACUCUUCAAGGAGAACAAAGGGUGGUUAUUCUCUAGAGGCACUUACGGGUGAUCCAAAGGUGUGCCCUGGUGAAAAUUUGAUUGGCAAAAUGUCAAUGAAAACCAUCUUUGGCAGGAAAAAGAUGAAAAAAAAUGGAUCUGAAGGCAAAAUUAUCACUAUCCCCCCUGUUGAAGAACUUCAAAGGGAACAAAGGGAAGAAUGGAUUUGUUAUUCUGCCUUAGAUUCAAUGAGUACAUUCAAACUAUAUGACAGCUUGAAAUCAAAACUAUUGUUGAAGGAAUGGAAACUUGAUGGGAAUACAAAAGGAACAAUGCUAGACUUUUAUGAGGACUACUGGCUACCAUUUGGUGAACUCCUUGUAGAAAUGGAGACUAGUGGGAUGCUGGUGGAUCGAUCCUAUCUUGCUGAGAUGGAAAAGGUGGCUCGAGCAGAGCAGCAGGUUGCUGCUAAUAGGUUUUGCAGAUGGGCAUCUAAAUAUUGUGCAGAUGCUAAGUAUAUGAAUGUAGGAAGUGAUGCACAAUUGCGCCAGCUCUUCUUUGGUGGAACUCAGAAUAGCAAGGACCAUAAUGAAAAUCUGCCGCUGGAGAGGGAAUUUAAAGCGCCCAAUGUUGACAAAGUGAUUGAAGAAGGAAAGAAGACUCCCACAAAAUUUCGCAAUAUUAAACUGCACAAAAUUGGUGAAAGGAUAGACACUGAAAUGUACACUGCAAGUGGUUGGCCCUCUGUUAGUGGAGAUGCUUUAAAGAGCCUUGCAGGGAAAGUUUCUGCAGAAUGCGAUUUUGCUGAUGAAGAUGAUCAGUGGCAGUCUGAGGAAAACACUGAAAAUUUGCCUAAAACAGGAGCCUCAGAGGCGGCAAAGGUUGGAGCAGUCAAAAAGAGCACAGAAUCUGUCUAUGGUACAGCUUAUGCUGCAUUUGGAGAGGGACAGGAGGGAAAGGAGGCAUGCCAUGCCAUUGCUGCUUUAUGUGAAGUUUGCUCCAUAGACUCUUUGAUAUCCAACUUCAUCCUCCCCUUGCAGGGAAGUCAUAUAUCUGGAAAAAAUGGGCGUAUCCAUUGUUCACUCAAUAUCAACACAGAAACAGGACGCUUGUCAGCUAGGAGACCAAAUUUACAGAAUCAGCCUGCUUUGGAGAAAGACCGCUACAAGAUCCGCCAGGCAUUUAUUGCUUCACCAGGAAACUCUCUUAUAGUUGCUGAUUAUGGACAGUUGGAACUUAGGAUUCUUGCACAUCUUGCCAACUGUAAGAGUAUGUUAGAUGCUUUUAAAGCUGGAGGUGACUUCCAUUCAAGGACUGCAAUGAAUAUGUAUCCACACAUUCGUGAAGCUGUUGAGCAGAAGCGUGUGCUUCUUGAGUGGCAUCCUGAACCUGGCCAAGAAAAGCCCCCAGUUCCUCUAUUAAAGGAUGCUUUUGCUUCUGAAAGACGGAAAGCAAAGAUGCUAAACUUCUCCAUUGCUUAUGGAAAAACUCCCGUAGGUCUUGCCCGUGAUUGGAAGGUUUCUGUAAAGGAAGCCAAAGAAACAGUGAAGCGGUGGUAUAACGGGAGGCAAGAAGUACGGGCUUGGCAGGAAUUACGGAAGAAGGAAGCUGAACAAGAAAGAUGUGUUCACACAUUGCUUGGACGAGCCCGAACAUUCCCGUCAAUGGCUAAUGCUACGAACUUCCAUAGAGGUCAUAUUGAAAGAGCUGCAAUCAACACUCCAGUGCAGGGUAGUGCUGCUGAUGUUGCAAUGUGUGCUAUGUUAGCGAUAUCAAGGAAUGCACAUUUGGGGGAGCUUGGAUGGAGGCUACUUUUACAGGUUCAUGAUGAAGUAAUCCUUGAAGGACCAACAGAGUCUGCUGAGGUUGCCAAGGCUAUAGUUGUCGACUGCAUGUCCAAACCCUUCAAUGGGAGGAACAUUCUCAAGGUUGACCUUUCUGUUGAUGCAAAAUGUGCUCAAGACUGGUAUUUGGCCAAGUAAACAGUAGGUACAACUCGAGAAUGCUAAAAUUUUGUCUUCCCUCAUUCCUCCCCCCUGCUGGCAGAGGCUUCUGCAUUCACUGAUGGCCAUCCCACUAGGGCGUUGGUGCUUUCUGGUCACUAUUCAGCUGGAGAUUAGUACUGUUUUAAUGCUAUUGGCUGCAUCCAACAGAUCAGAAGCUUUUCUGUUGAGAGAAUUGUUGCUUAUUUUCAUGCUGAGUUGGAACCAGUUGGCUGUUUGUCCAUGAGGCGGUAUGACUCAGCUGGGAAUUGGGUACAUAGUUCAAAACAUUGUCUACUCUGGUGGCUUGUAAAUUAGUGCAGAAGUUGUGCUUUGGCGAAGUUCUGGCCUGGUAUUAGAACCUUGACCGCCUUUGGUGUCAUCUUGCAGUUUCUUCUGGAAAAAAUGAGCGCAUGGGAUCUGUAUAUAGACGAUUCUUAUUAUUUUGCCAGGAACUGUGUAUUUUCAUGUGACCUUGAAUUCCAUCCAUUAUGUUCUUGAAUGUCAUGAGACUCUAAUCUUCUAGCAUUAUACACGCCUUUGUAAGGAAGAUCUAUUUACCCAAAUCA